Messenger RNA from Huiozyma naganishii CBS 8797, 1260 nucleotides. It is a transcript of the gene HOG1, whose product is annotated as mitogen-activated protein kinase HOG1. The record is from RefSeq and is a predicted model, not a curated record. Gene Ontology annotation, biological process: stress-activated MAPK cascade; protein phosphorylation; cellular response to oxidative stress. Bases 1 to 1260 code for a protein of 419 amino acids. NCBI's taxonomy places the organism in Eukaryota, Fungi, Ascomycota, Saccharomycetes, Saccharomycetales, Saccharomycetaceae. Gene Ontology annotation, cellular component: cytoplasm; nucleus. Gene Ontology annotation, molecular function: MAP kinase activity; ATP binding. The transcript has a single exon.
AUGGCUACACACGAGGAGUUUGUGAGGACGCAGAUCUUCGGGACAGUGUUCGAGAUUACGAACAGGUACACAGGGUUGAACCCGGUCGGGAUGGGGGCGUUUGGGCUGGUGUGUUCUGCAACAGAUACGCUGACGGCACAGCCCGUGGCGAUAAAGAAGAUCAUGAAGCCGUUUUCAACGGCAGUGCUCGCGAAACGGACGUACAGGGAGUUGAAACUGCUCAAACACCUGAGACACGAGAAUCUGAUAUGUCUGCAGGAUAUCUUCCUGUCGCCACUGGAAGACAUAUAUUUCGUGACAGAGUUGCAGGGGACCGACUUGCACAGGUUGUUACAGACAAGGCCCUUGGAGAAACAGUUUGUGCAAUAUUUUUUGUACCAGAUCUUGAGGGGUUUGAAGUACGUGCAUUCGGCUGGGGUCAUCCACAGAGAUUUGAAACCAAGUAACAUCCUUAUCAACGAAAACUGCGACCUCAAGAUCUGCGAUUUCGGGCUCGCGAGGAUCCAGGACCCGCAGAUGACAGGGUACGUCUCGACAAGGUACUACAGGGCACCGGAGAUUAUGCUCACGUGGCAGAAGUACGACGUGGAGGUCGAUAUCUGGUCUGCUGGCUGCAUCUUCGCAGAGAUGAUCGAGGGGAAACCGCUGUUCCCAGGUAAGGACCACGUCCACCAAUUCUCCAUCAUUACAGACCUCUUGGGGUCCCCCCCAGAGGACGUCAUUAACACCAUCUGCUCAGAGAACACUUUGAAAUUCGUCACCUCGCUUCCGCACAGGGACCCGGUGCCCUUCCACGACAGGUUCAAGACAGUGGAACCAGAUGCGGUAGAUUUGCUAGCAAAGAUGCUCGUGUUCGAUCCAAAGAAGAGAAUCACCUCCGCGGAGGCAUUGGCACACCCGUACUUGGCACCUUACCAUGACCCUACAGAUGAACCAGUCGCAGACACAAAAUUCGACUGGCACUUCAACGACGCAGAUUUGCCAGUAGACACCUGGAGGGUCAUGAUGUACUCGGAGAUUCUGGACUUCCACAAAAUCGGCGGCACAAACGGACAGAUAGACACCUCCGCCACGUUCGACGACCAAGUCGUCGCAGCCACCGCGGCGGCUGCAGAGGCGCAGGCGCAGGCGCAUGCACAGGCACAAAUCCGCAGGGACGGCGGAGUCGAGAAGCCAGCAGAGGACAAGCAGGGCCAAGAACAAGACGCCAUCUCCAAAUACGCAAACCAAGCAGUCCACUACGCCAACGAAUUCCAGUAG